Heteronotia binoei (common prickly gecko) is the source of this 1933-nucleotide messenger RNA. RefSeq names its product leucine rich repeat containing 28 (gene LRRC28). The record is from RefSeq and is a predicted model, not a curated record. Lineage: Eukaryota; Metazoa; Chordata; Lepidosauria; Squamata; Gekkonidae. Gene Ontology annotation, molecular function: protein binding. The transcript is spliced from 10 exons. The coding region runs from base 384 to 1511 and encodes 375 amino acids.
GCCGCCGUUUCCCCCCUCUCCCACCAACGGUGUGUUGAUUCGACGGCCUCCGUUUUUCUCCUGUCUCUUUUUAAAAAACAUAUAUAUUUGUUUUAUUUCUGUUGUGUGGCGGCGGCGGCGAAGGUGAGGUCGACGCGUUUCCUUCCCGAGGGAGGCUUUGCCGGGGUGGGCAGGAGCGGCGGAGGCGGACCCGCCUUGCCGCUUCGUUGUUGGGGCAACGGGGCCGUUUCCAUGGAGACGCUGGAAGGCGUGGCGGCCUGACGUAUUCUUUUCCGCCCUCCCUUUGGGGUCAGCAUCCUCUGCGCUUCCAUGGAGCUUGAUUGGGGAUAGGAAUAAGGAUUGUAAGAGAAAUGAUCAGCUUCUGCGGCACGUAGGGUUAUAAUAUGGUGGCCGGGACAGUCUCUGCCAUGGCUUCAGAACUUUGCAAAGCUAUAUCUGAGGCAAAGCUCGAAAGGCACAAGAACUUGUUUUUAAACUACCGAAAUCUGCAUCACUUUCCUCUGGAAUUGCUGAAGGAUGAAGGUCUGCAGUACCUGGAGCGACUCUAUAUGAAGAGGAAUUCAUUGACCACUUUGCCAGAAAACCUUGCCCAGAAGCUUCCUAAUCUUGUGGAACUGUAUCUCCAUUCAAACAACAUUGUCAUUGUACCUGAAGCAAUAGGUUCCCUGGUUAAACUGCAGCUACUGGAUUUGAGUGACAAUGCGCUUGAAAUUGUGUGCCCUGAGAUUGGCCGUCUGAGGUCCUUACGACAUCUUCGACUGGCUAAUAACCGACUGAAAUACUUGCCGGCAGAAGUUGGAGACCUUAGAGAGCUGCAGACAUUGGACAUCUCAACCAAUCAUUUGAUCACUUUGCCUGAGAGGUUGCAUAUGUGCCUCUCUCUUCAGUACCUGGCUGCCGACCGGAACCAUCUACGGUGCAUCCCUCGUCACCUCUGCCAGCUCCCCAGUCUCAACGAGCUCUCCAUGGCUGGGAACCGUCUGGCGUUCUUGCCACUGGAUUUAGGUCGUUCCCGAGAACUGCAGUACGUUUAUGUGGAUAACAAUAUUUACUUGAAAGGACUUCCCUCUUACCUUUAUAAUAAAGUCAUCGGCUGUAGCGGCUGCGGUUCUCCUGUUCAGAUGUCGGAGGCGACGCUUCUCUCCUUUUCUUCGGGGCAACUGACUGUCUUUCUCCCAGCAGAGGUGAAGGCGAUUGGGACCCACCUGGACCCCGUCCUGCCUUUGCAAGAGAUGGCCAUGCGGACGCUGCACAACACCUACUGCAGGUUUCUGAAAGGUCUCCAGCUCCUGACUCCAAUCUCGUUGCCUAGAAGUCUCUCGGAGCUGCUGCGCUGCCCUCUGGGACACUGCCACCGCUGCAGCCAACCCAUGUUUACCAUUGUCUACCCAAAGCUCUUCCCCUUGAGAGAAACACCAAUGGCUGGAUUGCAUCAGGGGAGGACGAGUGUUAGUUUUGUGGCGUACUGCUGCUCCACCCGAUGUCUGCAGACUUUUGACCUAUUGAGCUGAUAAAAACUGAAAGCAGCUCGAGAGCCUUGCCAGCUUGGAGCUGCCUUCUGCGGGGUCUCCUGAUGGCGCUGGAAUACUCCGUCGUGUGCGUUUGUGUGCUGGCGUUGCGCAUGUGGCCGAAGCAGCCAGGAGGAGUUGCCCAGCUGGGAACACGGAGAGCCACUUAAGUCCACGCCCCGUCGGAUUUGAAUGCAAAGCAGAAACUCUUUGGGAAGUGUUUUAACUCUUCCAGCUUUAGAAAAGGUUAACACUUCCCCGGUCCUCCUUUCAGGCAGAACGUACACAAGCAAACAUCAGAUGAGCCAAAGGCUUCUGGAACACUCAAGGAUUCUAGUUGUAUUCACACAAGGUUUCUGUUCAAACCGGGGUCAGCCAUUUGAAUGUGAGAAACUGAUUUAACAAUACAUUUGUAAUACUCGCAA